Molecule: messenger RNA, 1183 nt
Organism: Callorhinchus milii (elephant shark)
Lineage: Eukaryota; Metazoa; Chordata; Chondrichthyes; Chimaeriformes; Callorhinchidae
Gene: cpped1
Product: calcineurin-like phosphoesterase domain containing 1
Exons: 4
Coding region: 58-1029 (323 amino acids)
Molecular function (GO): hydrolase activity
Source: RefSeq, a predicted model, not a curated record
GAAAGGGGGCGGGGCCUGGACCCCAGGCCGCGCUGCAGGAGCGGGAGGGAGACGGUGAUGGCCGCCAUGACAGCGCCCGGCGACCGUCAGGUGUUCCUCAGAGCCCGGGACAGAGGCUUCGCGGGACUGACUGCAGAGGAAGAUAGUGAAUGGAAGGGACCUUUCUACUUUAUUCAAGGAGCUGAUCCACAGUUUGGCCUCAUGAAAGCGUGGAAUGAUGAGGACUGUGAUAACGGAGGUGAUGAAUGGAAGGCAGAGAUCCAACUCACUGAGCAAGCAGUGCAGGCCAUCAACAGACUAACAUCUAAACCCAAGUUCUUUCUAUUGUGUGGAGAUCUUAUUCAUGCAAUGCCAGGGAGCCGUUGGCGAGAGGAGCAGCUGGGUGACCUGAAGCGUACUCUGAAGGGCAUCAAUCCCACUAUUCCACUGGUUUUUGUCAGCGGUAACCACGAUAUAGGAAACACUCCAACCCCGGAGAACAUCGCAGAAUACUGCAGUCACUGGGGUGACGAUUACUUCACCUUCUGGGUGGGGGGAGUCAUGUUCCUCGUGCUGAACUCACAGUUCUACUAUGAUGCUUCCCGGUGUCCCGAGCUGAAACAAGCCCACGAUCGCUGGCUCGAAGCACAACUUGCUGUGGCCGAACAAUGCAAGUGUAAACACGUGAUUGUCUUUCAGCACAUCCCGCUAUUUCUCCAGAAUGUGGAAGAAGAGAACAAUUAUUUUAACCUGGAAAAAUCAUUACGGCUGGAGAUUCUACAGAAAUUUCACAAAGCAGGUGUGAAAGCUGUCUUCUCUGGACACUACCAUAGGAACGCCGGAGGUGUGUACAAGGAUCUGGAGAUGGUGGUGACCUCUGCAAUUGGCUGCCAGUUGGGGAAAGACAAACACGGCGUGCGUGUUGUGGCGAUUACCGAGGACAAGAUUGUCCACAAGUACGUCAGCCUGGAUGAGCUAAGUGAGCUGAGCAUCAAUCAAACCAUUUCCAACCUUUUCAAAGUAGCUGAUCUGAAAGAUUUAACUAAAUGAUGCUGCAGAGAAGAGGCUGGUCUUAUCAAGGCACACUGCAUUUGUAAUGAUUAAAGAUAUUUGAGGUAGUCCAUUAUACAAUUCCACAAGUCGGCCGAGAAUCAUCACUGAGAUGCUAUGUGGGAGCUCUAAUAAAUGUACUUUACAAAAUUAA